This is a messenger RNA of Phytophthora infestans T30-4, 1795 nucleotides long. RefSeq lists its product as uncharacterized. The transcript has a single exon. The record is from RefSeq and is a predicted model, not a curated record. The coding region runs from base 52 to 990 and encodes 312 amino acids. NCBI's taxonomy places the organism in Eukaryota, Oomycota, Peronosporomycetes, Peronosporales, Peronosporaceae.
GUGACGGAGGCGGGAGAGUUGUCGGAUUACCACCGACAGUUAGUGGCAGCAAUGAAAAAGAGUUACGAGGUGGCUGAGAGCGCGCGGGAGCGAGAGCAGCUCCGGCAAGCGCACUACUACAAUCGGAAGGCGAGGAAUCGGCGCGAGUUUCAACCAGGUGAUCAAGUGUGGCUGUACCGGCCGCCACGCGGAGCUAAGGCGAGUAAAUUGGUUCAUCAAUGGAUGGGGCCAGUGAAGAUUAUCGAGCCCGCGGGUUUUGAGAACUUUUUGGUCGAACGAGAAGAUCAGAACGGCGUGCCAGAGCGAUUUAUAGCUCACGUGUCGUUUCUGAUCACCCACUACUAUCCGGCGGACUUACUGAAGCGCGCGGCGGUGGAUAUUACAAGGCAGUUGGAGUAUGAAGAUCCGAGCGAGCCCGGUGAAGAUGUCCCGCCAUCAAGCACGACUGCUGGAGCAGCGACGGCGUCUGUGCAGGCAGCAGCGGGAGCAAGAAUGGCAAAACGUAAGGCGAGAACUGUGGGCCGUGACGAAGCCUGGCGAGUCACGAGUGGUGCAAUGGUGGAGAUUCGAAGACGACGACGUCGAAACAAGGCUCGAUGUUACGUCCUCGAGUACGAAUUGCGGCCCGUGCGACGCGACGAGUGUGCUGCGGGAGCUCCCGAGAGUGUAUGGGUCUCCAGUGCAGUCUACGACGAGUUGUUUGCGGCGACAGAGUCGUGGAAGACUCUGAGUUGGAGGAAGACGUGUAACGAGUCGGAAAGUUACGUGGACCACGUGGGUGUCGAGCCAGUUGGUGAUCAGUCGCACAAAUGGCACACGGGCGGCACGUCAGGUCUGGGAGACGAGGUGGAGGAAGCUGAUAUGGGCGCGGAGGCUGACGUGGGCGCGGAGGCGGAUGGCUGUGGCCGCGAAAGCCUAAGCUGGAACGGAGGACGGGGUGGAGUGGAACGGAGUCGAUGUUGGAGGAACAGAGAUAGUGGGGUGAGCUGAGUUGAAGUACCGUGAGGCAGCCGCGGCGUGAGGUACCGAUGCUGAGAAGCGGCGUGAGGCGAACGAGCGGGGCAGCUCACUUUUGGAUCUGCGGCUUGGAGCACAGUCCUGACACGAAUUGCGGUGGAAGACGCAAACGGAGUGGUAGAGCGCACGAGAUUUGACGUAACAGUCGACCAAGUGUGCGAACGGAGUGGAAAGAGCGUACGCGGUUGACGUAACAGUCGACCAAGCACGUGAACGGAGUAGAAAGAGCGUACGAGGUUGGCGUAAUAGUCGACCGAGUGCGUGAACGGAGUAGAGAGUACACGAGGACCGGCAGACGAAAGCUGUCCGAGUGUGCGAAACGGAGAGCGAGCGAAGCAGGGAGGCAUACGAGCAGGGCCAACCCGCUUCGUGAGCGACUACAGCAAGCGGCGCACGUGGUGACUGCACGGGCAUCGUUGACGACUCGAGUGGCGUGGCGAGGAGCUCUACGGGGCACCUGAGGUCUGCGUGAGUGAGGCGGGUCGGGUUCGGUGUAGGAGAGCCCGUGUGACGAAGUAGCGCAGCGGCGUGAAAGGCUGGUGCUUGGAAUAGCAUUUGGAGGUUGAGUAGGAGUACGUUAGCGAGUGAGGCUAGUGUUACGUAAAUACAAAUAGGAACGGGCGCGAAGCGAACGUUCCGGCGCAGAACCAAAUGGUUUCUGUCGGCCAGUAGCACGAGCACGUUCGUAGACGACAGACGACUUACAGGGCGAACCCCCAGCGCAGCACUAGUGGAGCAAUACGAUCUGCCCCACGGCCGGACAAGAUAAUUGGCCUGU